AUGCCUGUGACUACACCUACGUGGACUUCAGACCUUAAAGACCUCGACAAUAUCUGCCAAAGCCUUCUCCUGGAAAACCUUCAGCUUCAACAAGACCAAAUGCCUGGUCCUGCAUUUCAGUCACGACAACCCCAUGGAGUGCUCCAGGUUAGAGGAGGAGUGGCUGGAAAGCUGCCCAGUGGAAAAGGACCUAGGGGUGCUGGUGAACACAAGCCUGAUCACAGGCCUGUAGUGACUGAACACAAGCCUGUAGUAUGCCCAGGUCACCACAAAUGCCAGUGGCAUCUUGACUUGGAUCAGCAACAUCAAGAACAGCAGGGGCAGGGCAGUCACUGUCCUCCUGUACUUGGCACUGGUGAGGUCACACCUCAAGUGCUGUGUCUUUCUGGACCCCUCACAACCAGAGAGACUUUGAUGGUAAAGCGAGUCCAGAGAAGGGCAAUGGAGCUGGGGAGGGGUCAGGAGCACGAGUCCUGUGAGAAGCAGCUGAGGGAGCUGGGGGUGCUUAGCCUGGAGAAAAGGAGGCUCAGGGCAGACUUUGCUGCUCUGUGCAACAGCCUGGAAGGAGGCUGUAGCCAGGUGGGGGUUGGCUUCUUCUUCCAGACAAACAGUGACAACACAAGUGAAAAUGGCCUGAAGCUGUACCAGGAGAGAUUCAGGUUGGACAUCAGGAAGAAUUCAUUCAGUAAAAGAGUGGUCAGGUAUCAGAACAGGCUGCCCAGGGCAGUGGUGGAGUCACCAUCCCAAGUAUUCAAGAAAUGUCUGGAUGUGGCACACAGUGGUUUAGUUGGCAUGCUAGUGUUCAGUCAAAAGUCGGACUCAAUGAUCUCUGAGUUCUUUUCCGACCUUAAUGAUUCUAUGAUUUAG
Taeniopygia guttata (zebra finch) is the source of this 867-nucleotide messenger RNA. The record is from RefSeq and is a predicted model, not a curated record. NCBI's taxonomy places the organism in Eukaryota, Metazoa, Chordata, Aves, Passeriformes, Estrildidae.